Mesorhabditis belari is the source of this 4137-nucleotide messenger RNA. The record is from the annotation of a GenBank genome assembly. Lineage: Eukaryota; Metazoa; Nematoda; Chromadorea; Rhabditida; Rhabditidae.
AUGGAACAACCGGCUGACGAUGACGACUACAACAAACAGAUUCAGCCGAUCCCCGAGAAAUGUGGUCCGCCAUCGAUUCCGUUAUCGAUGUUGCUCGACUUUGCCGUGCAACAAAUUUUUCACGAGAUCACGGUGAUGAGCGAAUUGUUGCUAAAGAAAUACGAGGAGGAGAAGAAGAUCUCGCUCGUACAAUUUGCGCACAACACGCGAACGCUCACCGUGAAAUUGUUGGCAAUUGUGAAAUGGGUGAAGUCGAGUAAAAAGUUCGAGAAUUGUUCGAUUAUCAACUACAUCCUCGAUCAACAAGCUCAAUAUUUUAUCGACACCGCUGAUCGACUCGUUUUCUUUUCACGACAAGAAUUGGAAGUAGCUAAAUUGCCGACUUUUCAAGUGUGUUCUGCAGUCGAUAUUCUCACACAGGGCACCUAUCCUCGGCUUCCACUUUGCAUAAAGCAGCGUUUCAUCCGCGAACCGAAAAUCACGCCAAAAGAACAAGCGAAUGCCCUCUCGAGGAUCAACAAAAUUCUCCGAUACAGAAUAUCGAGGGUUGCUUCGAAAUUGCCUCCGAAAUUUCGUCAAAUACACAUCAAAAACGGAAUGCUCACUUUGGUGGUGCCGAGCGAAUUCGAGGUGAAAAUGACGGUACUCGGUGAAGCAGAGACCCUUCCCUGGACACUUCUCAACAUCAAAAUUCUUGUCGAAGACUAUGAAAUUGGAUAUGGCACUCAGCUUGUUCAUCCACUUCAAUUAAAUCUUGUUCACAAUGUACUUCAAUCAAGAAUGGAUAUCAGCAAAAAUCCCUUGAACGAGGUGUACACGUUUUUGCACUCUUUCGCGCAAUCACUCAAACUCGAUGUGCUCUUCUGUCAAUCUACACAAUUGGCAAAUGGAAAACUGAGAGACAAAAUCCUUAUUGAGCGCUACGAUCAGAAAGAACGGAUACUCACAGUUGGAUAUUGGGCUCAAAAGUUGCCGACAAAGAGGGGACAAAUCCCGAGAUACAACGCCCAAUUUCGCUUUCAAAUUUCUUGCGAUCGGGAGGACUCGAGGUCCUCGUUGAGGGUGCGGCACUAUCCGCCAAAUCAGGAACUUGGUGGACUCGAUGAACGAUCGGGCCGCCUCUCCAUUCACAGUCUCCUAUCGGAUGUGUUCGCUUUUCGGUCUCGACAACGCCUUCUCAAGAUUCGCCAAAAAUUGGAAGAGUCGAGUACUUCUGCGUCUGUGCUAGUUUCCGGACAAGAAAUUCCACUGCUGAUCUAUCGACUCUUGGACAAAUCAACGCCAGAAGAAAUGCUAAAAAUCUCCGUCAAUUUGUUCAGCGGUCGAGUGAUUUGUGUCGUCGAUGGUCUAGGAGAAGUUCAAGAGCUUCGAAAUUUGGAGAAAUGCCUUGACCCGAUCUCUCCAAUCCAAUCGAUCAAAAAACACAUUGAUAGACUGAAGGUAUUAACGAUGAUUGAACGUUAUCGAAAGGCCGUCUCAUCGCUUCUUGUGAGAAUCGUCUCCGAAACACAAAUGGCUUCAAAAUUGAGCAAGAUUACUUCUUUACCGGCGGAUCGCCUCAUUUUACAAUUCUACAAAGAUGAUAGCUUUUACUUGAUUGUCUCUUUUGUUGUUGAUCCUCAAUUGAUUGUGAAGACGGAGCUGCACUUGUUGAGUGUAAAUGACGAUCAAUUGACACUGCUACAUUUAAGUCGAGAUCAUCCAGGAUUGGUGGCACCGAUGACUCGUUUCUUAUACGCAAACAAAGAUGAAGAAUUACGAAAGGGUGAUCAUUAUGGCCGACGAUUGACGUGUGCAAUUGCAGCUGUUGAUGAUAGAAUAUCGUUCAUGAAAUUAUGUGAGGAGCUUGAUCGACGCAAUAUCCAGUACGAUCCAUUGGAAACCGAGCCUGUUGUUGGUGGACUCGUUUUGCGGUUAAAGAAUGUGCAAGCCGCAGUGGACACUGAGGCACCUGAAUUUUUCGAUAACUUGGUGCGUUGCUGCUUACGAUUGGAUUCUCGAACGAGGAUUGGAUGGCCGUUCGAGUGUUGCAUCAAGAACAACCCCCUACCAUUGGAUUGCUUGCCCGGGAAACCGGGACCAAAUACGCGUGCUUGUGUGCUUGAUGUGAGCUUGAGCAGCUCAAGCGGACCACCCGGAAUAAACCCCAGCGACUCGUUAUCGACGGCUAUUGUGGAGCGUUUACAAAUCUUCGUGAACAUUUACAAACUUGUUCACGAAUUUGCUCCCGUUUACAAGAAAGUCUACAAAAACGUUUGCUCGAUUCAAGCGUAUACCUACCACAAACUCAUCAUCGCAUAUGGAGAGAAAAGAGAUCAAUUGAUGGUCAUUUCGUUCAGGCCAAAUCUUAAAAGCAGUGAGCCAAAACGAUUCUGCAUCACUUUCAACCAAACGGUGCCCACUGAUGCGUAUACGGAAGACGAUUUUCAAUGGCCAGAAGAGGGACGCUGGAAUCCCCAUACGCAACUAAGUCCCAUAAUUAAUGAAAAGUUUAACGCAAAUCCGGAUCUCGUCGAACUGGUUGAGUAUGUCGUCUCAACCUCGGCUCCACUAUGCGCUUUGUCGAAAUUUUUGAGAAUACGAUUCCAAUCUGUCAAGGCUCUCGCGCAAAUACUCAAUCAUGAUAUGGCGUUCCCACUCGAGAUGAAGUAUUACCUGUUCGCGAUUGAUGAUUAUACGAUGCGACUUCAAUAUGGCCAUAUUUUCCUUGAGUUUCGAUUUUUGCAGGAUUCACAGGUCGGAAUCAGAGAUUGUUCACGAUUCCAACCGGCCGUUGUGGGGUUAGAGCAAUUUUGGAAGUGGAUAUCUGGGGGAAGCGCUCAAUUGUGUACGAAUUCGAAUGUUUCUCAUGCGUCUCCACAUGCACCAACCAGUCUGCCAUCACAACACGUAGCCGCCGCUUCACCGCCUCCUUCAUCCACUCAAUCAUUAUCCGUGCCUCCAUCCUCAACCAACCAAUCUCCACAUUCGCAAGGCACCUCAUUCACCACUUCGGGAUCGGGCCUUACUCUUACUCCAAAUAUCAUUCUCGUCGAUCAUGUCACGUUGCACAAGGCUUGUCAACCACCCGAAAGUGCUCUGCGACGACCACUCGUGCCAACCAAAGAAAAUAACGCUGAAUUUGCCAACAACUUGUCUCCUUUGGACUCCUAUCUAUCGGCCAUUGAAUUCGUGUAUCGAACGGGUGCCGCUUUCAAAGAGAUCUACUCUCUACCCUUACCACAACAACCGGUUCACUUUGAAAAGCUUGACGUGCAGCCGGAUUCGAUACGAGCCUCCGUCUUGUCGAUCAGAACGCAAAGUGCAUAUGGACAGAACUACCCAUGCAUUGUCAAUUUCCAAUUCUUUGUUUGUCCGAACACGUUUACAGUUAAAUGCUCCGUUGAAUAUGAUGGCUUGGGCGACAGUGGACCAAAAGCUGAGCAAAUUUCUAUCAUCGAGUCGUAUUUUGACUAUUACAUCUCCAGGUUUAACAACGAAUACGCUUUGGUGGCUUUUAUAAAUUUGUGCCGAAUGACACCGAAUGGAGCGCUUUUCUCAAUCAUAAAGAUUAUGAGAGGGCAGUUGUAUGGAUAUGAUGAGGAUCCUUUGACCAACAUCUAUUGGAACAUGUCUAUUAUGCCGACAAUGCUUCAACGGAAACCCGACCAAAGUGGUGGCGCUCACGGGUCCCAGUCAACGAUGAGUGCUCGAAAGUUCCGCCCCGGAGUGUUGUUGGAUCGAAAUCAGACUAUGAGAAUUCAUGUGAAUUUUUGCCCACUUUCACCCGAUGAAUCGGACAAAAUGCGAAGACAUAUGAUGUGGUUACAAUACAAUGUCCAAACAAAUCAAGUCGAACAAGUUAAUCAAGGGAUGUCCGACGAGAAAGAGAUUCUAACAAAUAUAUUUGCGGCGGCAAACGAGAUGGCCAGGCAGAGCAACGAGUGCCCGCUUUGGGAGGUCGUUUCGCAGCUACUUCAAAGACCCGAGCUGAACAGAAUGCCAAGCUCUGUACCAAUGCCCAAUUCGAUGAUGGGCCCGGGUUCGGUGGAUAACAUUGGUUCUGUGGGGCAAAUCCCCUCAGUUGGCAAUAUGGGAUCAGUGGGGACCUCAGGUUCCGUACACAAUCCUCUUCUUAAGGGUGAACCGGGUAUGUAU